Molecule: messenger RNA, 3126 nt
Organism: Hymenoscyphus albidus
Lineage: Eukaryota; Fungi; Ascomycota; Leotiomycetes; Helotiales; Helotiaceae
Source: the annotation of a GenBank genome assembly
AUGGACAAGCAGCUGACACUGCAGACACUGCAGCCCACAGGCGCACCCAAUUCCAAACCCUCCGAGUCCAGGUUCGACGACGAGGAGCCAUCGUCUCCUGAGAGACCCGACUUUCUUGCUGGUGUCAAACGGGGCUUCAAAAGAUUCGGAUCAGUAUCAGGGCGAGGAGGUCGGAAUAAAGCACCACCAAAUAUACGAGUUGGAGAACGCCGACUCUCGCCAAGUAUUGAACCAACACCCACCGUCACCCCCAGCGAACCAUCACCAAAAGCCUUCAAUGAGAAGCAUGCCCAGAAUAUAAGUAAUACAGACAAAGACAAACCCCUUCCACCCCCUCCAGAGCCUGAACCUGAGCCUGAGCCCGACACACGUACUCCAAAUUUUUUUUCACCUCCCGAAACACCCAAACCUUUGGCGGUGAUGUCUCGACAGGCCGCGAGCGGCAGCCGAACGAGUACCAUGGACUCGAGUACAUCUGGUGGCCAAAACUACGCGGGAGGCGCCUUUAAGCAGCCAUCAAAUGCUUAUGGGGAUAAUACCAAUGGCGGCCAACCCUCGACAAGGCAGGACACGGAAGAUAAUUCUCAAGAUGCUAUGACUCCGCGCAGUAACGGCCCGCCAUCUGCCGGCCCAUCUCCAGCACAACCACGUUCCACUGGGGGACAAGUAUUAGGAAGCCAAUCGGCGGCAGCACCACCUCAACAUCUCUCUGGUCUGAUGUGCAAUGUUCACCGGACUACCGGACGAGAACCACACCCACUCGUAGGCGCUACAACCACAAUUCUAGGCGAUAAGCUGUAUGUGUUUGGUGGUAGGAUAUUAUCAAGGACGAGACAGUCGCUGACCUCGGAUCUAUAUGAGUUGGAUCUCAUUCGUCGGCAUUGGACAAAGAUCAACGCAUCUGGAGACAUACCCCCUCCGCGUUAUUUCCAUAGUGUAUGUCCAUUAGGUGACACAAAACUUGUCUGUUAUGGAGGAAUGUCUCCCGCAUCAGCCCAAGGACAGGUCCCGGUAGCUGCUACACAGGGAGCGGAAGCUCAAGCGGAAGUUGUAGUAAUGUCUGAUAUAUACAUCUAUGACGCCCCCACGAGGACGUGGUCAUACAUACCAACACAGGAAACCCCACAAGGACGAUAUGCACACUGUGCCACUAUUCUUCCAUCAUCUGCUACAUUUUCAUCAACCAACGCGGCGAGCUCAGCACUGCAGCAUAAUCCAGGUGGAUCAAAUCCAAAUCAAGGCACUAUUGGUGUCAAUAUCGAUGGAAGUGGAGGGGCAGAAAUGGUAGUUGUUGGAGGUCAGGACAGCGCAAACCAUUACAUUGAGCAGAUUAGUGUUUUUAACUUAAGGAGCUUGAAGUGGACGAGUACACAACAACUGGGCAAGAGCUGUGGUGCUUAUCGAAGUGUUGUUUCCCCUCUUCCAAGCAGCAUUACUGCAAGGCUUGGCAAGAGUUCUCCAAGACCGGAAAACAAUAACUUCAGCCAAGAUGCCAAGGAGCCUGGUUCUUCAAUGCUGAUUUACUCCAAUUACAACUUUUUGGACGUCAAGUUGGAACUUCAGAUACGGUCUUCAGAUGGCACGCUAGCUGAGAAGCCUAUGCAAGGCACUUUCUCACCACCGGGUCUUCGCUUCCCGAACGGUGGAGUUAUUGAUACGAAUUUUGUUGUCAGCGGUACAUAUCUAACCUCGUCUAAACAAGAGUAUGCCCUUUGGGCCCUUGAUCUAAGAACUUUAACUUGGAGUCGAAUCGACGCUGGUGGAAAUGUUUUCAGCCAGGGAAGCUGGAAUCGUGGAGUUCUAUGGGGUCGAAGAAACACUUUUGUUAUACUGGGAAAUCGAAAACGCAGUUUAGUAGAGGACUAUAACCACCGCAGAAUCAACUUCUCCAAUGUUUGUAUGGUCGAGUUGGAAGCUUUUGGAUUAUAUGACAACCCACGAAAAGUCGCACCCAUGUCAGGUUUCGUUUCAGCGAGUGCACCUUACACAGCUCCGUCCAUGAAUCUGAAUUUGAAAGCUGGCGGGACUGCAAGCGGGCGUACCUUGUCAAGGGCCGCAGAGGAGUUGGGCCAAAGUGCUCUUGGGCUGAAAGAAUUUGCAGAUAUGGAUAUCCUCUGCGUAGGAGGUGAAAGAAUUCCUGUCAAUUCUCGCCUCGUGGCUCGAAGAUGGGGACCAUAUUUUGUGCAACUUCUCCUCGAGGGUGCAGCUAAUCAAGACGGGAAUGAUGCUGCAACGGUCCGAGAUGGUAUGAGGUCGAACCCAAGUAGGAACAGCAGUGUUACUAUUACCCCCAGUUUGAGUUCCAAUAUGUCCACUUCAUCCACCCUCAACAAUCAUUCAGGGCAGAGCAUAAACUCGUCACACCAGUCCGUCGAUGGUUAUCUGCGCAACAAUCCACCGGAUGCCAACAAACUAUCUCCGACCACAAGACCUCGGACACUAUAUCUCCCACACACUCAUCUAACUCUUCAAGCACUCCUCCAAUACCUUUACACAUCUUCACUCCCACCUUCAAACUCAUAUCUGUGUACUCCUCAGAUUCUAUGUUCCCUUCUUCAGUUAGCUCGCCCUUACAAAAUCGAUGGACUUCUUGAGGCGGUAGUUGAGCGCCUUCAUGGGGUUUUGGAUUCCAGGAAUGCGGCAGCGGUAUUCAAUGCAACGGCAAUGGCUGCUGGUGGUGGAAGAUCUACUAGUUCAUCAGCAUUUGGCGAGAACUGGCUAUCUUCGGAUUUUGAUGGAUCAGGUGCAUCGAAAGGACCUCCGGUUCUUCAACUUGGCCAGUUUGGCGGAGACUCAUCUGGGACGGGCCAACAAAACUUGCGCAUCAACACAUCUGUAGGCAAUCUGGGUACAGGAGCCGGCGGUAGGAAGCGAGAUGACGAAGAGACUCUCAGCGCUUCUUCAAGUGUGGCAAGUGACAUUUCCGGAUCGGAUCUAAGCAAUUCAACCAAUGAUGCCGACGCCCGAAAUGAUGCCAAUGGAAAAGAAAUCUGGAAAGGGGACGUUAGUGCUGUCAUUGGCCUACAGAAGCGUGGCUUGAGAGGAUUAAUGGAAGGCAGGAGGUUAAGGGAACGAGGAGGAAGUGUUCUAGGCCCUAGAGUUGGCCUCGGAAUUGGGUCGAAUUGA